This is a messenger RNA of Scleropages formosus (Asian bonytongue), 1653 nucleotides long. It is a transcript of the gene adcyap1r1b, whose product is annotated as adenylate cyclase activating polypeptide 1b (pituitary) receptor type I. The record is from RefSeq and is a predicted model, not a curated record. Gene Ontology annotation, biological process: cell surface receptor signaling pathway; adenylate cyclase-modulating G protein-coupled receptor signaling pathway. Gene Ontology annotation, molecular function: peptide hormone binding; vasoactive intestinal polypeptide receptor activity; G protein-coupled peptide receptor activity. Gene Ontology annotation, cellular component: plasma membrane. The transcript has 14 exons. Lineage: Eukaryota; Metazoa; Chordata; Actinopteri; Osteoglossiformes; Osteoglossidae. The coding region runs from base 161 to 1501 and encodes 446 amino acids.
ACGAGGCGCACUCACUCCAGCGCGCGCGCUGUGCCCGCUCUCGGAGCUCCUGCGGACCCGGAACGCGCGGACCAAAAACGAGCUGGGAAUCUGGACCCUUCCUGUGGACAAUCCACGCUACAUUUCCACACCACCGGCUCUGCACCUGGAGACAAGCAGAAUGCCUGUGACAAAGACCAGAACCUUCCACCUCUUCCUCAUUCUCCUUCCCCUGGUCUCCAGCCUCCAUACGGAGCAUUCGGACUGCGUGAUCAAGCGGGAACACGAGAAGUGCUUGGAGAGGAUGGCGCAAGACAGCUACGCAGAGGAGCCCGGCCUAGGAUGUCCGUGGAUGUGGGACAACCUCACCUGCUGGCAGCCAGCGGAUGUGGGAAAAGUGGUGACUGUCAGCUGCCCCGAACUCUUUGAGGUCAUGAGCCUUGAAGAUGAAGAGCUGGGAAAGGUGAGCCGCAACUGUACGGAGGACGGGUGGUCCGAUAUCUUCCCGCACUACGCCGACGCCUGCCUCUUUGAUGACAACGGCACCAAAACUGAACUGUACUUUGUGUCGGUGAAAGCUCUGUACACGGUAGGAUACAGUACCUCGCUGGUCUCCCUCACCACAGCCAUGGUCAUCCUCUGCAGGUUCAGGAAGCUCCAUUGUACCAGGAACUUCAUUCAUAUGAAUCUGUUUGUGUCCUUCAUCCUGCGGGCGAUUUCCGUUUUCAUCAAAGACGGGGUGCUGUACGCCGAGGAAGAGAGCAGUCACUGCUUCACACACACUGUGCAGUGCAAGGGAGUCAUGGUGUUCUUCCACUACUGCGUCAUGUCCAACUACUUCUGGCUCUUCAUCGAGGGCCUGUACCUCUUCACCCUGCUGGUGGAGACUUUCUUCCCCGAAAGGAGAUACUUCUACUGGUACACCCUCAUCGGAUGGGGGAUGCCCACGGCCUGCGUGACCGUCUGGGCCGUGCUCCGCCUCCACUUCGACGACAUCGGAUGUUGGGACAUGAAUGACAGUGCUGCCAUCUGGUGGGUGAUCAAGGGACCUGUGGUGGCGUCUAUUAUGAUAAACAUGGUCCUCUUCAUUGGCAUCAUAAUCAUCCUGGUUCAGAAGCUGCAGUCCCCCGACGUUGGAGGAAACGAGUCCAGCAUGUACCUGAGGUUGGCGAGGUCCACUCUCCUGCUAAUCCCCCUUUUCGGCAUCCAUUACACCGUGUUCGCCUUCUCGCCCGAGAACGUGAGCAAACGGGAGCGGCUCGUCUUCGAACUGGGGCUUGGCUCCUUCCAGGGUUUUGUGGUGGCCGUGUUGUACUGCUUCCUCAACGGAGAGGUGCAGUCGGAGAUCAAGAGGAAGUGGCGCAGCUGGACCGUCAACCGAUACUUUGCUGUGGACCUGAAGCACAGACACCCGUCGCUGGCCAGCAGUGGGGUCAACGGCGGGACGCAGCUCUCCAUACUGAGCAAGAGCAGCUCGCAGAUCCGUAUGUCCAGUCUGCAGGCCGAGUCGCCGGCCACCUGAGCCCCCGAGAGGGUUCCGGAGCCGCAGCCGCCCGCAGCUCAUCCCCCGCACCUUUGACAGCAGCAGAACUCCCUUGGAGGCAGCAGAUGCAAAAGAGCGCCUUCUAGUGGCCAGCAUGUGAAUAAAACAUUCGGUUCAAAGAAAAACCACAG